Messenger RNA from Labrus bergylta (ballan wrasse), 2549 nucleotides. It is a transcript of the gene wnt7bb, whose product is annotated as wingless-type MMTV integration site family, member 7Bb. Gene Ontology annotation, biological process: neuron differentiation; cell fate commitment; multicellular organism development. Lineage: Eukaryota; Metazoa; Chordata; Actinopteri; Labriformes; Labridae. Gene Ontology annotation, molecular function: cytokine activity; frizzled binding. Gene Ontology annotation, cellular component: extracellular region. The record is from RefSeq and is a predicted model, not a curated record.
GGGCGGAUAGCAGUGUCUCUCACUGCCCAAUGGCAGGCACGACUCUCAUGAGAGUGGAGAGAGGCACUUUUCUGCCAUGCGAAAUCCCUAAAACCAUCAUCAUUCCGGCUCGGGAGCCCACAGUACUGUGCAACAGCCUCCGCCGCUCAGAGAUGUCAGAGCCAAUCUCAGCGCACACACGGCCCUGGGAGCUUGGAGCAGCGUAGAGACGAGGAGACUCACGGCACAUCUUUAAUGAUUUUGUGCGAAAACGGACUUAAAACAAGGAAUUAAGGGAUUUUUUUUCAUCCUGUCUGCGCCAUCGAUCGUGGCCAUUUGCUCAAUGUCAUCAUGAUCAUCUUCUCGUCGCGCAGUGUACUGCUGUCAGUCUACUAUCCACAGAUCUUCCUCAUCCUGACAAGUGGCAGCUACCUGGCCCUGUCCUCGGUGGUGGCUCUGGGUGCCAACAUCAUCUGCAACAAGAUUCCUGGGCUGGCACCUCGCCAGCGGGCCAUCUGCCAGAGCCGCCCGGACGCCAUCAUUGUAGUAGGUGAAGGCGCUCAGAUGGGCAUCAAUGAGUGUCAAUACCAGUUUCGAUACGGACGCUGGAACUGUUCGGCGCUGGGAGAGAGGACAGUCUUCGGUCAGGAGCUGCGAGUAGGCAGUCGGGAAGCAGCGUUCACCUACGCCAUCACAGCGGCAGGGGUGGCCCACGCCAUCACCGCAGCGUGCAGUCAGGGCAACCUGAGUCAAUGCGGCUGCGACCGAGAGAAGCAGGGCUACUACAAUCAGGAGGAAGGCUGGAAGUGGGGAGGCUGCUCGGCUGAUAUAAAGUACGGAAUUGAGUUUUCUCGACGCUUCGUGGAUGCCCGCGAGAUUAAAAAGACUCCACGUCGCCUGAUGAACUUACAUAACAAUGAGGCCGGGAGAAAGGUACUAGAAGAAAGGAUGAAGCUAGAGUGCAAGUGCCAUGGUGUCUCGGGCUCCUGCACCACCAAGACCUGUUGGACUACACUUCCCAAAUUCCGUGAGAUUGGCUACAUACUCAAAGACAAGUACAACGAAGCAGUUCAUGUGGAGGUGGUCCGGGCUAGUCGACUCCGUCAGCCCACACACCUUAAGGUGAAGCAGACUCAGGGCUACCGCAAGCCCAUGGAGACUGACCUUGUCUACAUUGAGAGGUCGCCCAAUUACUGUGAGGAGGACGCUGCAACGGGGAGCGUGGGCACCCAGGGACGCUUGUGCAACCGCACCUCACCACAUACAGAUGGCUGUGACCUGAUGUGCUGUGGGCGGGGAUACAAUACACACCAGUACACCAAAGUGUGGCAGUGCAAUUGUAAGUUCCAAUGGUGCUGCUUUGUCAAGUGCAACACAUGCAGUGAGAGGACGGAGGUGUUUACCUGCAAAUAAAGGACGCCAAAAACUCAGUGCCAGGAAGUGAGGCGCCAAGGACUAGCUAAACGAGGAAGACUCAAGCAAGGGAGAUUAUAGUGUGACAUGGACCAGUGAACGAUUUUGAAACAAAAGAAUGGAAUUUACACUAUCAGCUCUUCAUGGCAAUGUUUUGCACAGCAGAAUCUAUCUAAUUUCUUUUCAGAAAAUAAAUGCUAGGUAUCAGUAGAUAAUUCCUCAGAACUUUACUGUUACAUAGAGAUUGUGCUCAUGUACUGAUCUUUCCACAGUGAAGAUGGGACUACAGAUAAUGAAUGAAAUCCUUGGUGGGAACUGUGCAUUGCACUGUUGGAUUUACAGCUAAAAUUCUCAAGCGACUUGUGCAUGGAAAGGAAAUGCAGUAACCUGGGAGUUGAUCGAAAUGUCUGGGAGAGAUUGGUCAAGUCUUUGAUUGAAAACCUUUCAAAUUUUUUGUUGUAUUUUCACUAAAGGGGAGCAAAGGUGAAUCUUUACAUUGAAUGACUCCCAACCUGACUGGGACUCAUGUCGGAUGUUUGUAGAAAUGAAGAACAUUUUGUAAUAUUGGUGCGUUGGGGUGCGCCAAAAUAUGAGUGGAGAACUGUUAAACCCUCUGCUGCCAACUGGAAUAGAGUGGAGUUUGUUAGUUUUCCAGUCACACUGGAACUGUCUGUUCUGAACACUGAAAAUAAAUUGUUUAUUUAUGUUAUAGUAUCUUAAAACAAAGCACUAACGGGUAGAGAUGUCUUUUUUUGUACUAAGUGUAAAGAAAAUUACUUUUUAGAAACUCUGACUGAAAAUUUGUCUUUUAGAAAAAUUACCCCUCAUUCCUUCAAACAUCUUUUUUUUUCUUAAAAAGAAAAAAAAGCUUCAAUGCUGGUGUGUUGACAACAAAAAACAUCAUAACAGUGUGUUUCACAUUAAAACACCUUGGUUCUAUUUCACUGUAGCAUAGAUUAUUUCCACUCCCUUACCUUCAAGCAGUAUCAUCUAUCCAGAUGCUUUUGCAAUUCCGUUAACAGACAGUAGCAAGUAAACACAUUUUAACUGCAAAGAUCCUUCCUCAAUUCAUUUAACAUUAAACUGAUAUGUUGCUGGAUAUGUUGUCGAGUGCUGCACUGAUAUUUCUACUCAGCUACAACUCAUGAGAACUAAUA